CACAACUAUUGGUAGAAUAACACAAAGACAUACAAGCUUUAUAUUUAAAAUUAUAAAAAAUACAUUGUAGGCUAAAACUUCUGCAUUGGUUUUUCAAUCUGGUUGUUUAAAUUUUGUAAAUCACUUGGCGUUUAGUGAGAAAUGAAUGACAAAACCGAAAGUAUCAUUUCCAUACAGGGAUUUUUCAGAGGAAUGUGUUUGGCUCCUCCCACUAAAGGAGAGUCUGUGUUUGGCUCCUCCUACUAAAGGACAGUCUGUAUUUGGCUCCUCCCACUAAAGGAGGAGUCUUGUCUUCUUUUACUGUCUAUGGUCUCUGCAGGAAUGGUCAGUAUAGAGUUCCGGGGGAUGACGUAGUUACGUGACAGGAAACCGUGCGCACCGCCAUUUUGGCAGUACUCGGCAGAUUGGCAGACUGUUGGAGGUGAAGGUGGCUAAACAUGGUCGAUAACUGUUGUGCACCAGGUUGCACAAAUAAAUGAGGGAAAAAGAAAGGUAUGUCGUUUUACUGCAUUCCUAAAGAUGCGGAGAGGCGAGCUAAGUGGAUCAGCGCUAUUAAAAGAGCCAGAAGCAAGCAAAACAAGACUGAAAGAUGGGACCCCCCAGCCGUUGGAUUCCGCUUGUGCAGCGAUUACUUCAUAUCAGGGAGAAAGAGUGAUAAUCCCUUGAGUCCUGACUUUGUUCCAUCUAUUUUCAAUUACGUUCCAUCUCCAGAGAACAGGAAAAGAAAAAUGAGACUGGAGGUUUUCAACAGACGACAGAAAGCAAAGCUACAGAAGAUAGAGCAGACAAAGCUAUCUGCGAAAGCCAUCCCUCCCAGAACAUCAACCAAUUGCAACAAGGAUCAUCCUGCAGACCAAACUCCCACCACAGAUCCUUUGAAGGAAUCUACCCAUGAAGAACCUGGAAAUGAUGUCCAGCCUGUUCUCCAUGAGGAUGAUCCAGCAACUCCACCAUGCAGCACUGAAACCUGUGGUAAACACAUCCAAUCUCUUGAGCAAGAAUGCCAAGCUCUGAGGACUGAAAAUAUGUUGUUGAAAGAAAAAAUGAAUAGGACUACACUAAAUGAAAUGAGCUUGCAUAACGAUGAUAAAAGGGUUAAUACUCUCACUGGUUUAUCAACAUAUUCAAUUCUCAUGACAAUUUUCAGAGAUGUAUAGUAACGAAGUAGAACUACUUCACUACUGUACUUAAGUACUAAA
Molecule: messenger RNA, 1199 nt
Organism: Carassius auratus (goldfish)
Lineage: Eukaryota; Metazoa; Chordata; Actinopteri; Cypriniformes; Cyprinidae
Exons: 3
Coding region: 495-1157 (220 amino acids)
Source: RefSeq, a predicted model, not a curated record